AUGCAAUCCCCGACCCGGCCCGUCUCACGCAGGAAGCUUGUGUGCCACGCCUGCCGAGCCCGUAAGAAGCGAUGCGAUGGGGGGCGCCCGCGCUGCGACUCGUGUCAGAAAUGGGACCAGCCGUGCUACUACGCUGCAACCACACCCUCAGAUUCUGGCGGCGCUUGGUACCAGCAUCCAGACCGCGUCCCUGGCGCAUGGGCUCCUCCAGCAGCUCGGCGCAGGGCCCAACAAGCGCCGCAGGACGAUUACUUCGCUGUACAGUCUAUGGCCGAGUGGCCCCCACUGAUGACCCCAUUGCUCACUCCGCCGGCCGCUCCCGCAAUACCUGACGAAGCCCUGCUGGAGGACAUCCCGUCGCUCACCUUCGACGACGCCUUGUCCUUCUCGAGUCUAAGCUGGCCAUGCUCACGCCUACCAAGCGUCUCCUUGGACUCGCCUGCCCCGGCCAGCAGCCUACCAGCCCAGCCAGACCUUGUCCGGCUUGUAGACCUCUUCUUCGCCCACUUCCACCCCUUCGUGCCGUGUCUUCACGAGGCCUCCUUUCGAGACUCAUUCUGCAGUUCGCCAAUACAGGGAGAUGCACCUGCACUAGUAUAUGCCGUGCUCGCCGUGGCUGCUUGCAUGCACACAGAUGCCGCGGUGCGCCAAAGGCAGGACGAGUGGCUGACCAGGGCAAAAGCGCUUUACCGCGAGAACUGCAAUGAACAAUCUGUGCAGAUGGUGCAGACGGCGCUAUGCCUCGCUUUCCACGCACUGGUGACUGGAGAUCUGCAGGCGCUGUGGAUGCUGCUUGGCGACUCGUGGAGGAAGGCCUGUCUGAUGGGCUUCAAUCGCCUCGACGCCCCUGACCAUCCAGGUCUCAAGCCGUUUGCUCCUGCUCCUCAAGAUGCCCGCGAGAAGGAACAGCGCCGCCGCAUCUUCUGGACCAUCUUUUUGCUAGACCGUGGCACAAGCUUUCCAUGCGGCCUGCCCUAUGCCAUUGACGACCGCCAGUUCCUCGUCAAUCUGCCCGUCCGUGAAAACAUCUUCGCCGGAACCGGCCCGCUGAAUCCCGAAGAAGCUGGAUCCGUGCCUUUCAACCACAAGCUGAGCUCUCUGAUCUCGGCCAGACCAGCCCAGGGAGACGCAGCGCCCAUCAUGCACCACCUGAUCAAAGCAUACGUCAUCAUGGGCCGCAUUGUCGAGCACACCCACUCGAUCCACCCGCAGCAAUCAGAUCACAGCCGCUACAACGAGCUCGACUCAGCCCUCGUCCGCUUCCGCCUCAGCCUGCCCCGUUGCGCCACUGAACUGUCUCGCGCCGCCCCGUGCGCCCUCAAGUAUGUCCUUUGGCUGGGCAUGAUUCUCCACGCAAACACAGUCCUGCUGCACUUCACCCCCACCAAUUCUUCAACCAACGAAGAAGAUCAAGACUCUUCCCGCGCCUUCGAGUACUGCCUCGCCGCCGCCCGCGCUAUCGUCCAGCUCGUCAAGGACGCUUCCCGCAUUGCCACCGACACCCUCGCCAAUCCCCACAUCUCCCCCGCCCUGUACCUCGCCAGCCGCAUCCUACUCAUCCAAUGGCACCGCGACAAAGACCCCCAGCUGCGCGAUGACAUCGACCUCAUCCUCCUCGCCUUUGACCGCAUCGCCGACGCUUUCCCCGUCUUAGCUCAAAAGUUUACUACGCGCAUCAAUUCCGACGUGCUACUCGAUGCCGAGAGCAUUCGUGCUCUAAGGGCUGCCGGCGCAAGGGGUUUGCUGGUGCAAUGUUCGUCCUGGAAUAGACGCUGA
Molecule: messenger RNA, 1776 nt
Organism: Lasiodiplodia theobromae
Lineage: Eukaryota; Fungi; Ascomycota; Dothideomycetes; Botryosphaeriales; Botryosphaeriaceae
Product: F-actin capping protein beta subunit
Exons: 3
Coding region: 1-1776 (591 amino acids)
Biological process (GO): DNA-templated transcription; regulation of DNA-templated transcription
Cellular component (GO): nucleus
Molecular function (GO): DNA binding; zinc ion binding; DNA-binding transcription factor activity, RNA polymerase II-specific
Source: RefSeq, a predicted model, not a curated record